Molecule: messenger RNA, 3767 nt
Organism: Cydia pomonella (codling moth)
Lineage: Eukaryota; Metazoa; Arthropoda; Insecta; Lepidoptera; Tortricidae
Product: cytochrome P450 4d8-like
Exons: 11
Coding region: 140-1819 (559 amino acids)
Molecular function (GO): iron ion binding; monooxygenase activity; heme binding
Source: RefSeq, a predicted model, not a curated record
UUCAUAUUAACAUUGAGCUUAACGGCACCAAGUCAAUUUUUGUUUGCGAUUUUUUUUAAGUCAGUGCAAACUUAAAAGUGUAGUUUUUAUAAAUUAUAAGUGUUUGAGUUAAUUAUUUCAAAUUAGUGAGGAUAUCAAUAUGUUCUGGUUAUUGAUUGUGUUAAUCGUCUGCGUGUAUUUUGUGCGGUAUAAACAGAAAAUGAAGAAAUUUGAAGAGUUAUCUAAGAAAUUACCAGGGGAGCUGCUCAGUCUGCCCGUCGUUGGUCAUGCACAUUACCUGGCCGGAAGCGACGAAGACAACAUGAAAGUCCUUCAAAGGGCGGGAAGGAUAGCGGUGAAACGCGAUGGCCUUGCAACCUUCUGGAUGGCCCAUAAACUUUAUCUUAUUGUGGCCGAUCCUGUAGUUGCAGAACUGUUGCUAAAAUCGCAUCUAGAAAAAGAUAGUACUAUGGAGAUCCUACAAUUCCUUGUCGGCAAUGGAAGCAUUUAUGCACCAGUUUCCAUUUGGCGCCCCCGCCGCAAGAUCUUGGCUCCAACCUUCAAUAUAAAGAAACUGAAUCGUUUUGUGGACGUGUUCGCCAGUCAGAGCGCCCUGAUGGUCAACAAACUGAGACCAUUGGCUGGGAAGGGGACGUUUCCCGUUUGGAAGUUCCUGACUAGCUACACCUUUCAUUCUGUUUGUGAAACCACACUAGGCGUGCAUACUAACGCUGAUGAUGGCAAAAUGUUCAUUGAACCCUUCGAAGAAGUUGUGGAGCAAAUGACGUGGCGCAUGCUGCAGCCUUGGUUGCAUCCGGACUGGAUCUAUCGGCUAUUUCCCCAGUACAAACAGGCGGAUAAAUGCAGACGUGCGAUGUACCAAUUUGUUGAUAAGAUUGUCAAACUGAAAAGGCAGGAAAUGGAAGAGAAACAGCGCGAGGUUGGCUUUGCACCUAAGCCAGAACCAACAUCUCUAUCAUCAUUAUCAAACUAUGAGUUUGACAUUGCAACCCGGCGAGAGGCGUACUAUACUGUGCCAAAUGUUACAAAACCCGUUGGGCGGGUUCUCGAGCCGGAUUUAAAAAAAUCGCAGAGUGUUAAAUUAUGUGAUUCCUACCUCGGUUUCCAGUCUCUACUAGAAAUGCUUUUAGAAACGUCCCUCAAAGUGAAAGGUUUCACCGAUUUGGAGCUGCGCGAAGAGGCCCUAGUGAUGAGUGCAGCUGGCACCGACACCUCGGCUGUCGCCGCGUCAUUCGCGCUCGUCAUGCUGGCACGGAACCCUGAAGUCCAGGAGAAGGUGUUUGAAGAAUUGAACGACGUAUUAUACUGCCCAGAUAAAGCCGUCACAGCUGCAGAUCUCCCAAAACUCAAGUACCUGGAAGCUGUGGUCAAAGAAACGUUGAGGCUUUAUCCACCAGUGCCAAUAAUUGUCCGGACAGUUACCAGUGACACGGAGCUACCAUCGGGAGUCACAGUACCUGCGGGUACGGGGAUUUGCAUGCACAUCUGGGCAACGCACCGCAACCCUCGUUACUGGGGCCCAGAUGUAGACUCAUUCAGGCCGGAGCGCUUCUUAGAGCCACUCAAGCACCCCGCGCAGUUUGUGCCGUUCAGCUUUGGCGUGAGGAACUGCCUUGGGUAUCAAUACGCCAUGAUGUCCCUGAAGACAGUAUUAGCAACAGUCCUAAAAGAGUACCGUGUUCUGCCACCAGCUGAGGCUGACUUAAAGACCCUAAACGAACCCAUCAGGGUCAAAUACGACAUCAUGAUGAAAGCAGUGGACAUGUUUCAGAUACAGUUAGAAGUCAGAUCACCAACCAAUUCUAGAAACAUUGGAUGAUUGCCCUAGUGCUGUAGGAUAGAGAACAUUAUAUUUGUGUAGAUAUAAAAAAAUGUAAUUACUAUAAAACUUACAAUUUGUAUGAAAUCCCUGACAGUGUCAUGCUCUUGAGCAGAGCUAUUUGAGCUUUAGUAAAUUUUAUUAGGUACUUUUAAAAAUAUGUUUGUAACGUCUAUGAAAUUUUAGGACCAAUUGGAAAGUCUAUAUCUAUUAGUUUUGUUGUAAGCUUUGUUGCAAUGAGGUUCCACAAUUAUUUGAUAAGUAUCACAGAUGUGUUUUUUUUUGUAUACAGUAAUAAAUGUUUCACGCCGGAUUUGAGAUAGUCUGAACAGGAAAUAAAUAAUAAAACAAUAAGGUUUAGGUCAAUACCUAACCCGCAUUUUUUAUAUUUCUUGAUUUUUGUAAAUAAUUUCUUUCAUGUUAGUAUUCACUAAAUCUAAGGUUCUGCUCGAAAGCAUGAAAUAAUUGUAAGGGCCGAUUUAGACGGCACGCGAACUCGCAUGCGAUUUUAGUUACAUUGCGGACUAUUGAGGUUACAACUUAUUCGGCGACCGAUCAAAUACCGCAAUGUAAUGAAACUCGCAUGCGAGUUCUUGCACCGUGUAAAUGAGCCCUUACUCGUACCAUAAAACUUGCAGCUAGGGCACUUUGUUGGUGUGACCCUUAAAGGUAAAAGAAAAUGAUAAUAAGCAAUUCUCUGGCUUAAUAUUACAGGGUUCUAUGUCUCAUUUUUAUCGAACUGAAAUUUGAACUUUGUCAUAGUGACAUUGAGUCCAAUUUCAACUAUCUUGAAAAUAUAACAUAGAACCCUGUCAUAUUGGGUCAGCGAAUUCGUGAUAAGAACAAAACAUAACUUCCCAAAACAAGGGAUUAUUGUAUUUAAUUCUUGUGACUAUUUAAGUUUUGUACCUUUGUACCUAUUUGAGGUACGCAUGUACAUUGUACAGUCAACAAAACUAUAAGCUUAGCUCUUCUGCAUAUACAUAUUUUUAUAUGCAGGCGAACUAUUCGCUAAUAGUUCUUAUGUCUGUAUAUAACAGAGUAAACAAAUAGGUACUUGCCUCGCCUUGGGGCCUUUUGCAUUAUAAAAUACAAGCUAAUAUUAUUAGUGAUUUUGUAUGUAAAAUCUCUAACGCAGCGGCUUAUGUGAGCGAAUAACUCGCGAAUGCGGCAUUCGCGUUCACAACGAGAUCGCACACGUAGGACACUUCCAUAGGUAUCAAAGGAUUGAAUUCACCCGCGCCGCGCCGCUUCGUAUUCGCGAGUUAUUCGCUCACAUAAGCCGCUGCAUAAUAGUAUUAGCCCCUGUUCUAAUUUAUUAGGAACUUCAGGAUUGUUUUCAAUGCUCUAAGUGAAAGACACUUGUUCCGGUGUCGGGAUUCCUGGGCAGGAACCACAUUAAUUAAGGUGUAAAUAUAGAUAGGUAGUUGUUUAUUUAUUUGUAAAUCAAUAAAUUCGAUAGACCGUAAAAGCAACCAACUUGGUCAAAUACUUGGUUCAAAUUCUUCAUAAUAAUAAAAUAGGAACCCUAGCAUUUCGGAUGAAAAAGUUAAUUACUACUUACUUGUUGUUACUUUUGAGGUUAGAAAACAUCUAAUCUUAAAAAAAGGAGUGUACAACUAAUUUAAUUUAGUAGGAGUAUACAAUGAAUACUCUUAAUAGUAAGUAAGUAGGUAUCAAUAGGUAACAAAGCUCUUAAACUUAGACAAACCCGAAGUUUGUCUAAUUUUUUCUUUCAUUUAUGAAAAUAUUUUUCUAUUAAACUGCCUCAUCCAAAUACUCGUAAAAUUACACCGAAACAAAGAUAUAAAUAUAUUUUUGGACUCACGACUAUAUUAGUUGGGUGGUUUUACGGUACCUAUUAAUAUGAAAGAAUUUGUGUUAUUUUAUUACUAUCGAGUUAAUUUAACCCUAUUAUUGACAUUUCAGUAGUUAAUACAGGUAAUGC